Molecule: messenger RNA, 519 nt
Organism: Symbiodinium necroappetens
Lineage: Eukaryota; Dinophyceae; Suessiales; Symbiodiniaceae
Source: the annotation of a GenBank genome assembly
GAAUGAUCUCGAAGAUCCCAUCUACUUGAACUACAGCGACAUCCCGGCCUUUCCGGUUUCCACGGUUGAAGGCCACGCCGGUCGCUUUGUGCAUGGUUAUCUCCAUGGAGUGCCUGUGCUGAUGAUGCAAGGACGCGUCCACCUCUACGAAGGCUACACUGCCCACGAAUCUGCCUUUCCUGUACGCGUGAUGAACAGCUGGGGCAUCAGGACACUGCUCCUGACCAAUGCGGCCGGCGGCAUCAACAAGAAGUUUCCCACUGGCGAUCUCAUGCUGAUUGCAGAUCAUAUAAACCUUCUAUUUCAGAAUCCUUGUGUCGGUCGCAAUGAUCCGAAGCUGCCACGCUUCUUUCCUAUGAACGAUGCUUACUCGCCGCGCCUGAGGAAGAUCGUGCAGGAGAUUGACCCGGAGGUGCGCUCCGGCGUCUACGCUGCCAUGCUGGGCCCCAACUACGAGACUCCGGCGGAGAUUCGAAUGCUGCGACUGCUCGGUGUGGACGCGGUCGGGAUGAGCACAGU